AUGCGGAUUCGAAAGCCUUUCGCCGCUGCUUUCAUCGGCCUGGUCUUCAUCUCCGCCGCUGCCCGCUUUUCACCGCCCGACUACUCCAUCCCAACCUACAAGCAGUCCGACAAAGUGCUUCACUUCGUCGCCUUCUUCCUGCUUACAAUCUCCUUCUACUGGAUACUGGAGACUUCCAGGCGUAAGGUCCUGCAGUUAACCUUCACGGUGUGCACAUUGGGUUUGGGAAUAACUGGUGAGGUUGUACAAGGGCUAUUACCAAUCAACCGCCAAUUUGACUACAAUGAUAUUGUAGCAAACGUCGCCGGCUCGCUUCUUGCAAUCGCAGCCUGUAAUUGGUAUCAUAAACGUAUGCUGGAGCGCAAGCGCGCCGCGAGGGGCUACACGGCAGUAGCAGGAGACGAGGAGAGAGAUAUCGAGCUUGGAGAAAGUGUUGGCGGUCAGGAGUCUGGCGUUGUCAGACCUACGGUUGACGAAGAACUGGAGCGUUGGGACGAGAACGCUGUAGACUGGGAGACGACCGAACCGGAACCUGUGAAUGGUAUGGCAAUGUCAAAGGAUGAUGACGGCGAUUUGGGCGAUGGUAAGAAACGCAAUAACUGA
Molecule: messenger RNA, 603 nt
Organism: Plenodomus lingam JN3
Lineage: Eukaryota; Fungi; Ascomycota; Dothideomycetes; Pleosporales; Leptosphaeriaceae
Cellular component (GO): intracellular membrane-bounded organelle
Source: RefSeq, a predicted model, not a curated record